Agrilus planipennis (emerald ash borer) is the source of this 7312-nucleotide messenger RNA. RefSeq lists its product as uncharacterized. The transcript has 20 exons. Bases 1012 to 7095 code for a protein of 2027 amino acids. Gene Ontology annotation, biological process: signal transduction. The record is from RefSeq and is a predicted model, not a curated record. Lineage: Eukaryota; Metazoa; Arthropoda; Insecta; Coleoptera; Buprestidae.
AUUUUUACAGGAAAAAACAGAUCAUCUACACGUGGAUUUCAUAAUAUAACAAAAUUUUGAAAAACAGGAGAAUCACACAAAACCAAAACAAAUUUACCGAAAUACCUACUGAAAAAAUUAUUUGAUAUUAAAGAAAACUUGCUAAUUAUUUAAGUGUAUGUAAUACAUUAAUUAAAAUUAUAUUUCAUGUGAUUCUUCUUUAUUUUAAUGCCCUAUGGCAGUGAAAAUAUUAAUUGUAAUUUACAAACGUCUAUUUUAUUUUCAUAUCCUUUUAUUCUGCUUAUCUUUCAUUGUCAGUAUGACCCAAAACAAUUUAAAUGGGGGAAAUACUAACAAAAUAUCAUAUUUGUAUAGUUUUCUGUGAGAAAUAAUAGGGAGUUAAAUGCCAUCUUUCCUACAAACCAGGAAAUGCGUACAUUUUCCUCUUUUACCCUGAUUAUCCUUUAGUAUGACUCAAAGAAAUUAAAAUGGGAAUAAUACUGAUAGAAUACAAUAUUUAGGUAAUAGUUUUAUACGUGAAAUAAUAAGGAGAUAAGGACUUUCUUCCCUACAAACCCUUUUCAUUCCAAUUAUCCUUUAGUAUGACCCAAAAGAAAUUAAAAAUGGAAUAAUACUGAUAGAAUAUCAUAUUUAUGUAGUAGCUUUUUAGAACCAUCUUUUCCAAAAUUGAAGAAGAACAUCUUCCCCUUUUAUCCUGAUUAUUCGUAAUUUUUUUAAUAGCAUUUUAUAUGAGAAAUAAUCAGAACUAUUUUCCCUACAAACAAAGAAGUAGGUACAUCAACAGUCCAACCAUUAUCCUUUAAUAAAGUAAAUUAAAAUGGAAAUAAUACUGCUACCAUGUGUUUUAUUUGAGAAACAAGGAUAAUUUUCCUUUCGGAGAAAAAAAGCACUUCUUCGAGUCCUUUGGAACUUGUUGAAGGUCAAGGCAACAUUUUUCAAUCUUUUUAUCAGUUUUUAAAUUCUUUUCUCAUCUACAACCCGUGAAAUAAAAGUAACAGUUUAGCCGUAAAAAUGUUUGAACUAAGAGUGUUAUUCUAUUUGGUAAUUUUAAUAAAAUUUUACGGUUGUUAUACCAAAAGUAAAGACAUGGAUGUUCUGGCGCAGCAGUUCUUCGAGAAUUUGAAAGAAAAUCCCAAAAUAAAAGAGAGUUCAUUUAAUGAACAAGUAAAGGAAUUUAUAGAUAGCCAAAUAGAAAAUUAUAUUUCUCUAAUAAAAGAAACGAAAUAUAUCAAAAACCACGUUCUUACGAAAAGAAGUACGUCGAACAUUGAUACAAUGGAUACACUUACAAGGGACGAAACAGGGGUUUAUAUUUUGGAUGGUUUCCUCCCCAUAUACAGUAUUGGAACAUCUCAUCCGAAAGAUAUCAAAUUGUUUACGCAUAAAAAGCCAGACGUAGAAGAGUUGUACGCAGUGUCAUUAGAAGUGGACGUAAAAAAUUCUACAAGAUAUUUAGUAAUUUAUAGAUUUAUUGAAACAAAAUUUUCAAAAAUAAUAUCUAGAAUAAUACAGACUGGUUACAAAUUAGCAGUUCAUACAACCCCCAUGUUCUCUGUAAUUGUUAUAAUUGGGGAAGGAGAGAUUAGCGAAAAGCUUGUAGAAAAACCUGGGGUUUACGUUUUCGAUUUAGAGGAGAAACUAACGAAAAUCCAGGGCCUAGAUAUUCCAUAUGCUUCUGAUGUUUCAUUAUGGGUCCAAAACAGGAACUUGUUCUUAGGGAUAAGCCGCAAAAUGUCGUUGACGCAAGAUAAAAAAAUUAAUUUUGAAGUUUACAGUCCGAUGUAUCAAUGGAAAGGGAGUCACUUUGAUAUGGUUCAAAAAAUAAAAACAUAUAACGCCCAAAAGGUUUUGCCUUUUUCAAUAUGGGAUUCCCAUUAUUUAAUUUAUGCCGAUCGUAGAAAUAAUAAAGGUGAAUCAAACAUUUUUUCGGAAUUGUACAAGUACGACAUUCACUCAGGCCAGUAUGUCCUCCAUCAAAAAAUUUUAACUUACGGCGUGAAGGAUGUGAAGCAUUUUUGCUUUUUUCAACGCAAUAUGAAAGAAGAUUUCUUAAUCAUUACAAACUCUAAUAACACUGAGAGUAAAAAUUUUAGUUUUAGGGUAUUUAUUACUUCUUUUUUUAUGAGAUUUUUUGUAGCAAAAACCUUGAUACUCAAGUUUGUGGAUGAUUAUUUUCUUCCAUUUCAACACAUUGAAAACUUGGAAAGAGUGAAAGAAUGGCUUCCAGUUAUCGGUGAAAAUGGUUCUUUUGCACUGCUUGCAGUAACUGAAGACUCUGGUUUAAGAGCAUUUCAGUACAACGGCUGGAAUUUUGAAGACACCGAUUUGGAAUACUCGGAUAGAGCUUUUACGAAAGGGGUUAAUUCUGUGAGCUUUUACCUGAUCGAUAAUCAACCCCUGAUAAUAGUCGCAAAUGAAAACGAUAAUGGAAAAAUGAUGAACAUUUUCGAGCCUGUUUUUACUCAUAAAAACAUGUUAAACGAUUUCCACAACGAAAUGCUCGUUUGGUGCGAGGAGAAUUUGAAAUUUUUACAAGAAAACAAUAAAAAAAUAAACAAAAGACAAACUACUAUUAGCAAAGAAAAACAACUCAUUACUGAAAUACAGGCAGAGAUUGACAAAAACUUUGAAACAAUAGCAGAGCUUGAACAAAUAAUUGAAAACGCUGUAAAAGUUUCAGAAACAAACGUGAUUUUGGGUGACGUUACUGCAGGGAAAAUUACACUAUCGCAAGAAAAGAAUACUAUAAAGUCCUUAACAUCUACAACAGUAAAUAACGUAGAUGUUGUCAAGUUACUGAAAAACGUAAUUUCCCUUAAUGAAGAUUUCACUGUACAAAACCUGCUAAAAUUAAAAAGUGUUCGAAUAGAUAACAAAAUAAAACCGAAAUUUGUUAAUGAGCAUCCAGCUGAAGAACUGAUUUAUACGGAUGGUAAUAAUCUUAUAAAAAAUUUAACAGUCAUUGGUAAUGUUGUGUUUGAAAAGGGUGUAAAGGUCGAAGGGUUGCUACAAAAUAUUAAAUUCGAUAAAGACAACAUAUUACUGAUAAACACCGACCAAAAGUUCAAAGGAUUUUUGGAAAUGCAAAACAUCGACGCUGAAAAUGUUACAGUUGAUACAAUAAACGAUUUCAAGCCUAAAAGGUCCAUAUCAUUAGGAAAAUACAAGGAAAUUCAUGUCGAAAAUUUAACAAUCGACGGCUUGAUUAAUAACGUUAGUAUUACCGAUAUUGAAAGGAAUGCCAUCAAAAUUUUCGGGAAUCAGGAAAUUGAUUCAACCAAAUAUUAUUUUCAACAUUUAUUUGUAAACGAUUUUCGAGCCAAAACCAUUGAAACUGUGAAGAUACCACAAGAUCUUUUACUAAUAAAUGGUGGAAACUAUCAACUGCAUAACAGUAUUGAGUUUAACAAUUUGACUGUUAAAAAUCUUAUAGUAAAUGAAAAUUUAAACGCCAUACCUGUUAAGAAUGGAAAACUAGAUGUAAUUUUGGUAGAUUUGGACGAAGAACAGCGUAUCACGGGUCACAAAAUUUUUGAAAAUGUCCAAGUGCUAAACCCCAUAGAUUUGCAGGGUCAAAUCGAUAACAAAGAACUUUCCAAAACGAAUCCAGUUGUCCGGAUUGAAAAGGAAAUUGUUCUUGAAGGUGAUCGCGUUAUAACUGGAAAUGUUACCGUUGAAGACUAUGCUGCUGCUGACGAUGUUUUCGCAAAGGGUGAAAUAUUAUCCCUUGGGAAUUUACAAGACAAGGGACUCCGUUUAGAUGCAGUGAAAGUUCCUGUGCAUCUCAAUUUUAAACAACAAAUUAAAGUAAAUUUAAUUUUUUAUCAUAAUAUUGUAUUUUUAAUGAAUGGGGAUUUUUUAAAGGUGGGGGACCUUUUUGUCGAUAAAGUCAAUGGCAUUUUUGUAAGUUCACUAGUAACUACAGGCAGCAACGAGCCCCAGAUUAUAACGGGGUGGAAACGAAUAAAGAACGAUGUUACAAUAACUGGUAAUGCAACUCUUAAUACCGUAAAUGAUAUUAAUUUGGAACAUUUCGAAAACGACGUUUUGAAAAUCAGCGGAGACCAAGUAAUUGCGGGAAAUCAUUUUCUGAAAUCUGUUACAACAAACAGAAUAAAUGGAAAUGAAAUUUACUUGAAAAACGUGGCACUCGAAGACUUACAUAAAGACCAUAAACGAGACAUUUUGAUAACUACCCCAUCAAUAAAAUUAAACAGUAUAAAAGUAAAUGAUUUGGUGGUGAAAAACGGUACAAUAAACGGACAUAACUUUGAUCAUAUUAUAAAUGAUUCGGUAUUUUUGGAUACGCCGAGUUUAAUAACUGGUCAUAAAACAUUCAAACAGUUAACAAUCAAAGAGAUAUUUGUUCACGAAGGAAUGGAUAAGGGAGUAGUUCCAAAACUGGUAGAAAAAGCUAAUGGUAUUUUUGAAAUCCAAGGUGACAUUCAACUGCCGCAACUUUCGAUAGAGUCAUUGGUGGUGAAGAAGAGAUUGAAUCAAAUACCCGUUGACCAGCUGGAUAAGAUGUCUUUAAAUAAAAUGAAACUGAAAGUUUAUGGAAACGUCAAGUUUCAUCAUGUUGUUGUUAUUGGACAGGCGUUUAUUGAAGAUGAUCGUAUCAACAACGUGAGCAUCACAAGAAUGCAUGAGGAUUCUGUCAAAAUUGACGAACACCAUGAAUUUGAAGCAGCAUCGUUUGAAAAUGGAAUCAAGUCUUCACAACCAUUAAGUCUUAAUGGAGAACUCUUGGGAAUUGAUCUGUUAAAUUUAGUACAAAGUGACAAUGCCAAUGAGAUAUAUCUUAAAAACAAAGUCUUCAAUAACGACGUAUUCGUUCACGGUAAUUUGUUUUUUAAUGGCUUUGUAUCUGGGGUAAAUUUUACCGAUUUGUGUGAAUUCGUGCACCUUCCCUAUCUCAAAAAUGAUAAAGACUUGGUGGUAGAAGGAAAUGCGUAUUUUUUGAAAGGACCCAGCAUAAACUACGUCAACAAUGUUUAUCUCGAAAAUUUAAAACACAAAUUCAAUUUUUCGAAUAAACGACACGUUGUAAAUCCAAUAAAACAUUUUGAAACAAUUAUAUUUGAAGGAAAUGUCAUAGUUGAUCAAUUUGUAAACAAUGUGGACUUGAGAAUUGUGGGAGACACAUAUUUUAGUAAAUCUAAAGAUCAAUUUGUUACCGCAAAUAUUUCAUUUAACGAUGGUAUCGUUUUUGAAAAAGACGUUUCGGCUAAAGAUGCAAUCGUAUUGGGUGAAAUUUAUGGCAUAGAUUUACUAGAAUUGAAACAUAGUGUUUUGUUAGACGGCGAAGACCAAUUGUUUUCUGUGCCUGUCGUUUUAAAAUCUGCCCAUAUUAAUGCUCUAAAUGGAGAUGAAUACACACUGAAUGGUUACAACUUAGAAACCGAUUUUAUGAGGUAUGACAAGGGAAAUAUUGUAACAGGAAGGAAAACGGUUAACAGUUUGAAGAUUCGUGAAGUAAUUAUUGAUAAAAAUAUUAAUAUUCAAGGAGUAGAUAUUCUAAAGUGGUUUCAACACUCGGUAUUAAAGAACGGUGUUUUUAAAAUCAGUGGAAGAACUACUUUUAAAGACUCUGUAACCUUUUACAAUGGAUUAAGUGUUCAUAAAAAUAUGAAUGGUAUAAUAUUUAAUAAGGACACUGUCCUUACGCGAUCUUACCCUCAAGUAAUAUCCGGUAAGAAAGUUUUUUGCAACUCUGAUAGCGUUCUACAUUUCCAAUCGUUAAAUCUAAAAGGUAAUUGGAACAAUAACGAUGUCAAAGAGUUGUUUGAUAAUCAAGCACUUGAUGCACCAAAUGUUCGCUUUUAUUCGCCGAUUAGCUUUUCUAAAAGCAUAAAUGCAACAAAUGUAAACAUAGAAAAUUAUCGUGGCGUUAACGUGAACGAGUUGAUACGAAACGUAACAAAUUUUCAUCAGUUUGUUACCAACGAAAAAUACGAUUAUUUGUAUGAUAUGGCGGUGAAAGUAGAAAAUUCUUUUUCUAAUCAAGCAUAUUAUUUAAAUUAUUAUAAGCUUAUCCAAACGUUUACUAAAACUCGAUACGCAUUCUCCAUUAUUAAAUCAAACAAAAAAGACAACCUGUUUGCAAUUGUCCCAAAAGCAGUUACAUUUACAAUUAAACUGCUUGAAUGGAACGACGAUAACGGAUUGUUUAAAACGGAUGCCGGAGAAAUCGUAUUCGAUAAGGACAUUACGUUUAUGAAACCUCUUCAAUUUAACGACACAACAAAUAUAUACAUGGAAAUCUUUGAUGAUAAAAAUAAAUCAUCAACAGGGGAAAAACAAGGAAACAUGUACAUUUUUAAUGAUCCUAGUACAACACUGGAUUUAAAUUACCAAAUUUCAAACACAAGUAUUUUGGAUGUAAUGCCAAUGACUAUUCCAGAAUUCAAAAACACUAAUUGCAUGGCAGUUUUGAAAACAAAUAAACUAUUAAUAUAUUGCGAAAGUGUUGAUAAUAAAGAUGAAAAAUUGAAUCUUCAGCAGGAAACUGAAAUUCCAGGAAUUGUAGCGGUUGAACAUGUGGUCAUUAAUGAUUAUUAUACCAUCUUUGUUGUAUUAAAUAAUCGAAAAUUUAACAAAAAGAAAGAGGCCCAGAUAGAAAUACUGAAGUAUGAUGAUGGAAGUUUCAAAAUAAUUCAAAAAAUUUUUGUUGUCCAACCAAGCAGUAUCAGCGCAAUUAAAUUUAAAGAUUCUUAUUAUUUUGCGGUGGUAUCACAACAAGUAAAAGAUGCCCAGUAUCCCGGAAUUGUACAUAUAAGAAGGCUUAAUUUGAAAACUCAGCAAUUUGAUAAAUACCAGGACAUUCAACUGCAAUCCCCUUUCCAAAUAAAAUUUUCAAUUUUACCUUCUGACGAACUAGUGUUGUACGUUUUAACAAAUACACCCACUCAGCCAUUUAUCGUAUUUGUGUACAAAGGGAUCGUUGGGUUCAAAGAAAAAAUUAUUGCCUCAACAUUACCAAAACUGGACGAAAUCCAUUGUUUUUCACCAUCCCAUAGGCAUUUUGUUUAUGCAAAAAGUGGCGACAACACAUUGUUAAUGGAAGCUUCAUUUAUUGGUAAGAACCACCCCUAAUAUAUCGCUAAUACUAAACUCUUCGAAAAUUGUUAAUUGAGUAGAUCUAAUAAGCACUGUUUUUGUUAUUGUUAAAUUUGAAACAGACUUUUGUUUAUUAUUUAUUCAUUUGUUUUUAUUUCGUACAAUUACUACGUACGAAGCGCUGCGCGCGUAUGUAGGGUAAAAUACGAUUAAAACUCACCCCUCUAAAGCGCUAUUCACCUUCCCAGAUUUU